Messenger RNA from Penicillium angulare, 582 nucleotides. RefSeq names its product DUF967 domain protein. Gene Ontology annotation, biological process: post-translational protein targeting to endoplasmic reticulum membrane. Lineage: Eukaryota; Fungi; Ascomycota; Eurotiomycetes; Eurotiales; Aspergillaceae. Gene Ontology annotation, cellular component: TRC complex. The transcript is spliced from 2 exons. The record is from RefSeq and is a predicted model, not a curated record. Bases 1 to 582 code for a protein of 193 amino acids.
AUGGCACUCUCCGCACCUAGCACAGAUCCCAACAUCCUCAUCGCGGAGGAGACGAGCCCUGCUCAAAUCUUUCAAGGAUUCACCUCCGAAACCGCUUGGACUUUAGGAAAUGCGCUCCGCACUCGCAUUCUUUCACUGCCCGAAGGCCAACGCAAGCCUUCCCUGAUCUCAAUCGCGUUAGCAACUGCCACAAGCGGCGGAACGCCACUGCACACCGUCUUCCAGUGCUCAACUGAACGUGGUACCAUCCCAGACAACGAGAAUUGGGUACGUCGCAAGCGUAACACUGUCCUGCGAUGGGGCGUGUCAAGCUUUGCACUACGUCAGAAGAUCACUUCGGGACUUGGCGCGUCGGCUUCAGCGAACGACGUGGAAAGUGCUUUUGUGAAGAAGUUUGCGCUUGUUAGUUCGAGCGGUGGUGCAGUUGCAGACGAGUAUGCCAUUCAUGGUGGUGGAUACCCCAUUCGAGUCCGGGGUGUUGAGGGGAUCGUUGCUGUUGUCGUCGUCAGUGGACUGAAGCAGGAGGAUGAUCAUCAGGUUGUCGCGGAGACUAUUCGCGAGAUUGUUGCCCAGGGAAAUUGA